Molecule: messenger RNA, 456 nt
Organism: Macadamia integrifolia
Lineage: Eukaryota; Viridiplantae; Streptophyta; Magnoliopsida; Proteales; Proteaceae
Product: polcalcin Syr v 3-like
Exons: 1
Coding region: 52-309 (85 amino acids)
Molecular function (GO): calcium ion binding
Source: RefSeq, a predicted model, not a curated record
CAAGAAGAAGAAGAAUAAGAAGAAGAAGAAGAAAGAUUAUUAUCAACAGAGAUGGCCAGCGUCGAUGCAGAGACCAAAGCAGAGAUGGAUAGGAUCUUCAAACGAUUCGACAUUAAUGGCGAUGGCAAGAUCUCUGCUUCGGAGCUUGGUGAAGUAUUGAAACAACUUGGUUGUGCUUCUCAGGAAGAGAUUAAGCGUAUGAUGUCAGAGAUAGACACAGAUGGUGAUGGCUUCAUAUCAUUUCAGGAGUUUGCCAAUUUCCACAACGCUAACAGAGGUUUGAUGAAGGAUGUAGCUAAGAUAUUCUAAGCUUCUAUUCUCUUUUAACUCACCUGAAGUUCUGUAACUCAUUUUUGUAUGAUAGUAUGAGGUGCUUUUUCAAAUUCUGAAACUCUCCAAAAAAUUGUGAGAACAGAGAAGAAGUGCAAUCAAUAGUCUUUUGAUACCAUUCCUUCC